AUGCUUGCAAAUCUGCCCGAGGACCUCACCGAUGCAAAAGUUGCAGACCUCCAGAAAGUCUGCAUGUCAUUGGGCGCAUCAAAAACUGGGAAGAAACAGGUGUUGAUUGACCGUAUCAACCGCAUGCUUGAAGUGUACACGCAACAGCUCGAUGAAGAUGAAGCAGCAGAGGAAGAAGCAGAGCAGGUAUUAGACGAAGGCUACGAAGCUGAUGUGGGUGACGAUGAAGAUACCGAAGAGGAGUCGUUCAUCAGAGCUUCGCAGAACGAUGAUCUGAUGGGCGACCUUGAAGGGGAGAGCAGUUCUGAAGGGAACAUGCUGUCGCUGAUUGGCAAGCCGCGGGAGCAGCAGCUAGAGGAGCUGGAAGCGUGGACGGUGAGAGACAUGCGGGCAGCCCUGAACCGGCAGGAAGUCAAGAACAUUGGGGCCAACACCCGUGUCAACCUCAUACCUAAAAUGAUGGCUCUGCUGGAAGAAGAUAAGGUGGAUGCUGCCAUUGAAAGGCAUUCCUUGACAGCCGUGCCUGACUCCGUCCCGUUUUCCUCCGAGGAUGACCUGGAGGAAAACCUGAACCUCCUGACGAUGUCGGACCUGAGGGAUCUGCUGCGGCAGCGUGAACAGCAGGUCAAGGGCACGAAGUCCGAGCUUAUAGAUCGCCUCACACCACUCCUGCUGCGUGAAUCGGCAGUUGCCGAGUUUGUAGCCGGGCUUGGGGCGGCUGAUGUGGAGGCUCAACUGGAGGCCAGGGGCCUGCCCACAGGCAUGGACGAGGCUGCCGCCCGCGCAGCCCUCACCGAGGCCCUCGUUUUGGAGGAGGACUACGACCCUGCGGCUGCGGAGCAGGAGAGGGAGCAGCUGGCGCUGGAGAGGGAGCGGCUGGUGGCGCAGGAGGGGCAGGAGCGGUGGGCGCGCAUCCUGGGGCCCUGCCUGCGAGUGGGGGUCAUCUGCGGGGGGACUGGCGCCAGCCGCGAAGCCUCCCUGCACAGCGCGCGCACCCUGCUGGACCAGCUCGACACCAUUCACCACCUGCAAGCUGCGGCGUGGCACGGCGUUGAGAUGGACCCGGAGCAGUACGGCAUCAACGUGGUGCCCUGCUUCAUUGACUCCAGCGGGCGGACGCACCUGCUCUCGGUGGAGCAGCUGCAGUCGCACUCCGCCGCUGACCUGGACUUCCUGCUCGCCCACACCGACCAAGCCUUCCCCAGCAUGGAGGAGGCGGCAGAGCAGCUGAAGGAGGUGGCGGACGUGAUGGUGCCGAUGGCGACAGGGGACUUGGCAGAGGAGGGCCAGCUGCAGGCGCUGCUGCAGAAGGCUGGCAUGCCCUUUGUGGGCAGCCCCUCUGAGGCCGUGGUCCUGGCCGGCAGUCGAGCAAGGUUAGCGGGGGAGAUGGAGCGGCUGGGCUUCCCGACGCUGCAGCACCUGGCGCUGACGGUGGCCGAUUUCACCGGCGAUGAGGACGUCGUAGAGCUCGCAGGACAGUGGGCGGAUGCGCUGAGCGAGCAGAAGGGGCAGGAGGAAGAGCAGCUGCUGGAGGCGGUGUCGCCGCCCAGAGACGGCCCGGUGUUUUUCAACCCCUUCGGGCGCUCCUCGCCGGCACAGAGCGGAAGCUCACCAGAAGGGGGAGAGGCCAGCACAUCGGGGCAGGGUGCAGGAGAUCAGACGGCGGCCGAGCAAGGGGCGGUGAUAGAUGUUGAAGCGGAGAGCUCGGCGCUGGCGCAGCCGUGGGGCAGGCGGCUGUGGAACUGGGCGCAGGCAGCGGGGCUGGAUGCGCACAGCGGAGUCUUCGUUGCAAAGCCCGGCGGGGUCGGGCGCGGGGAUCGGCCGGGCGCGAACGUGGUCAUGGCGCGCGGCCUGCCCGCUGCCGCGCUGGCCGCCCGAGACCUCAUGGAACAGGGGCACGAGAGUGUGGUGGUGGAGAGGCACAUGGGGGGCGCAGUGAGGGUGAGCGUGGCAGUGGUGGAGGGGCGGGAGGGGCCUAUUGCGCUGCUGCCCUCGCAGGAGGAGCUCAUCUGCCCCGAGGCCACUUUCCUGGACGCCGGGCUGGAGGCCGAGCGGCAAGCCGCUCGCAGAGAGGGUUACAGCGAGGAGCAGAUAGAGGCGGUGUUGGCGGGGCAGCGGGAUGCACUGCUGCAGGAUACACAUGGGAUGAGCUACGCGCAGUGCCUCGAGGAGGACUUCCCCGACACUCGCCUGCGCCAGUCCUGCCCGCCUCGGCUGCCCAAGGAGCUAGUCUGGGGUCUGCGCCAAGGGGCGGCCCGGCUGUUCAAGGCGAGCCAUCUGCUCUCUCCUGAGCUGGGCUUGCGAGACGCGGCGGUGAUCGAGGGCUGGGUGGAACUGCCCAAGGAGGAACCAGCCUCCAGCAGUGCUGACGAUGCUGCAGAGGGGGUGACCGUGCCUGCGCUGGCGCUGCCGUCGCUGCACCACCGGCUGUACCCGCGCACAAAGGCAGUGCUGACGCCGGCCGACCUGGAGAAGGCAGCGCAUGUGCACGAGGACCGAGAUCCCUCCUUCGACAUGCAGGGCGAGUACCUGUCCGAUGGCACCGAGGGGUACAAGCGGAUAUUUGACGAGGCAGAGGCGAAGCUGAAGUGGAAGGAGGCCAUGCUUAGCAUGCCGCCCCCCGAGGUUGAUGACCCCUGCGACCUGCCUGCAGACAGCCUCUGCAGGUGGGACAGCGGCACGAUCAUGUUUGACGCGGUGCAUGCGGCGUUGGACCUCCAGCCGACGGGGCCGCUGUUCGCGCAGGCGGCCGAGGCCGGGCUGAGUCACCAGGCCACUCUGCGCCACGUGAUCUCCUCAGCCGCACGCAGAGCUGGCCUGCCCGCCAUACCCACCCCCUUCGCAGAGUCUAUCCAGCGCACCAUCUUCAUGACGCUGCCUCCCCCCAGGGACUACGAGGGUGAGUUGGAUGCACAGCUGGCCAAGGAUGAGGUCUACACAGAGGAGGGCCUCUUCAACGAGGCACUGGUGGAGAGGCCUGCUUAUGACGAGCCGCCCAAGCGCCAACGGCGGAUUAUGGACCCCAAUGCAACCUUCGUGCCGGUUUGGGCCCACCCCAGGUAUGGCGACCGUCUGGACAUCGGCCUGGAAAGGCAAGUCGACGAGUCCCUGAAGGCCCAAGAGGAGGUGGCCGGUAGCGGCAGGGAAGAGGAGGAGGAGGAGCAGCAGGUGAUGCCGCAGCGGAUCUGGAUUCUGACUGGCGGCGACUCAUCGGAGCGGCGCGAGAGCCUCGCCAGCGGCCUGGCCGCCUGGCUGCGGCUGCGCACUCAGAUCGAGGUGCAGCCGGAGCUGUUUCUGUUGGCGCCGCGCAAUGCCGGUGCAGACCUGGCGGAGCGGAAGGGAACGCUGCUGCAGCGCCGCGCCGAACUGCUCGCCAUGGUGGGUGCCGAGGAAGACCUGCCCGAGGAAUUGCAGGUGCAGAACAUCCGCCGCCCGCCGCUGCGACCGGUGGAGCCGCAUGUGAUGGGCGUCUGGGCAGUGCCCUAUGCGGCUGCGCUGCACGCCACCCCAGAAGACAUCCACGAGGUGUGCGAGCGGGCGCUGAGGGCAGCAAACACGGCGGAUCACCGGAGGGCGGAGGAGGAUGUGGCGGAGGAUGAGCUGCGCAAGUACGUGGCCCAGCAGCUGGUGACUGCCGAGGUGCACGGCGUGGCCGGCACCUGGGGAGGCAACCCCAACCAACUGCCACCCCCGCCCAGGUACAUGGACCUGACCAACUUUGCGAUGGAGGCGGAGGCGGCGCAGGCGGUUGUGCUGCUGGCGCUGCAUGGGGGCAUGGGCGAGAAUGGCACCGUGCAGGCGCUGCUGCAGGGCUACGGCGUUCCCAUUACGGGCCCCUCCUGGGACGCCGCCAGUGUUGCCAUCGAUAAGGCGGCGACGGCGGAGGUGUUGGCUGAGCUGGAGGUGCACAACGUGAGCACGGCGCCCAAGUUCCCCGUCACGCUGCAGCGGCUGCUGGCCGCGGCCGACGAUGAGGAGGAGUGCCACGCGCUGUUCGAGGAGAUGCAGGACGCCAUCGGUGGCUCCAACUCGCUGGUGAUAAAGCCGGCGGCGGACGGCGGCCCGGCAGCGGUGGCGCGGCUUGGCAGCCACACAGACUUGGGAUGGUACGCGUGCGCCGUGGCCGAUCGGGACGCAGCCAUCCCGGCCGGUGUGCUGGAGCAGCCGCCCAGCCGGCAGCAGGCUGGCGCGCCCAUCCCUCUGCCGCUCACCCCGCCCCCCGUCUUCGUCGUUGAGCCCUUUGUCGACACCGAGAGUGUGCGGAUGGUGACCGGGGAGGACGGGCGGCCGAGCAUAGAGUGGACGGGCGACAGCCGAUGGCUCCACGUCAGCAUUGGGCUGCUGGGCCAGGUCGGCACCAUGCGCGCCCUGGGGCCCACCCUCAAGCUCCCAGACCAGACUGGCAUGCAGACAGUGCGGGUGACGCCGCCGCCAGGGGAUUUGGUGCGUGAGGAUGUGCUGGCAGGGGUGCGCGCGCGUGCAGAGAUGGUGGCUGAUGCGCUGGGGCUCAACGGCGCUGCCUCGCUGGAGGCGCUGAUGCAUGCUGAGUCCGCGGACCUGGUGCUCAUUGAGGCCAAUGCCAUCCCCGACAUCUCCCCCGGCUCAGACCUCUUCCAGCAGGCAAUGAUGGACGAGGAGCUGGGCUGCCCGACGCCGGCAGAGCUGCUGAAGGAGCUCAUAGCGUUCUCAAAUUUUGCCGAGCAGCCGGCGCCCGCGGUGGCUGACGACGCCGAGCUGGCGGCAGCUGCUGACAAGGACGCUGGCCUCGCCAGCAGCGGGUGGCAGUACGGUGCCAUGGCAUCUCUCCCGGACGAGGAUUUUGAAGACGAGGAUGCACUGUCCAUAGUGAAUGCCGACCAGUAG
Messenger RNA from Coccomyxa subellipsoidea C-169, 4863 nucleotides. RefSeq lists its product as hypothetical. The transcript has 27 exons. Gene Ontology annotation, molecular function: D-alanine-D-alanine ligase activity. Gene Ontology annotation, biological process: peptidoglycan biosynthetic process. The record is from RefSeq and is a predicted model, not a curated record. NCBI's taxonomy places the organism in Eukaryota, Viridiplantae, Chlorophyta, Trebouxiophyceae, Coccomyxaceae. The coding region runs from base 1 to 4863 and encodes 1620 amino acids.